AAAACUUUGAACGGUGAAGUUAGCCAUAAGAGCCUGUAUAACACAAACAUGGUAGGGUUGGUGGACAUCAGAGUAAAUAAGGGUAAUUUUUCUGAGAGUCGUGUUGUGAUGAAGUGCACGAGCUACUGCAUUAGCUCCAUCAUCAUCAACAUCAGUUAGGUUCAACUCCUGUAGAGAACACCUGUGAGAGAGAGAGCCAGAGCAAGAGCAGAGCAAGAUGUAUCUG
This is a messenger RNA of Geodia barretti, 226 nucleotides long. NCBI's taxonomy places the organism in Eukaryota, Metazoa, Porifera, Demospongiae, Tetractinellida, Geodiidae. The record is from the annotation of a GenBank genome assembly.